CUCCUCUCCAUCAAUCAAUUAAUCAAUCCAUCCAUGUCCGACUGACUGUCCUUCUCUUACCCUUCCCCUUCCCCUUCCCUUCCGCACUUCACAUGAUCCGCAAUUUCAAUUUUCCUUUCCCUUGUUGACUCUCCUGCUUCUGCUUCGCUUUGUCGCUACCCUUUUCCAUUCCUCUUUUCCCUUUUCCUUUCCACCAACAACCAAACCCCCAUGGACUGGGAGAAGCAACCACCGCAGCAGGCGGCGGAGGAGCCGCCGACCGGCGGAGGAGGAGGAGGAGGAGGAAUGUUUGUCAAGGUAAUGACGGACGAGCAGAUGGAGGUCCUCCGCAAGCAGAUAGCUGUGUACGCCACCAUCUGCGAGCAGCUCGUCGAGCUCCACAAGUCGCUCACCUCGCAGAACGAUCUCGCUGGAGUGAGGUUGGGGAAUCUCUACUGCGACCCCUUGAUAACGUCGGGUGCCCAUAAAAUCACUGGAAGACAGCGCUGGACACCGACGCCUAUGCAGCUGCAGAUUCUAGAGCGGAUAUUUGAUCAAGGCAUCGGAACGCCAAGCAAGCAGAAGAUCAAAGAAAUAACUGCGGAGCUGUCUCAGCAUGGUCAGAUUUCUGAAACGAAUGUUUAUAACUGGUUUCAGAACAGACGUGCUAGAUCAAAACGGAAGCAACAGGCUACGACGGCAAACAAUGCUGAACUAGAGGUGGAGACGGAGGUGGAGUCGCCCAAUGAAAAGAAAACUAAGCCAGAGGAAUUUCAACCGCAGCACGGCCUGAGCUCGAGGUCUGACGAUCUCUGUUUUCAGAACCCUCAAUCCAGUUCUGCAAUGCAUUCGGUCGAUCCACGUACCAGCAAACCCGAGCCUUUGUUGCAUUCUGAUGGAAACUCAAAGUUUGGUGGCAGUGGCUUUGGGCAAAUACCUUUCUAUGGGAGCAUGUUGUCGAAUCCAAGAAUGGACCAGUUCAAGAUUGAAGUUCCCGGGAACUACAAUCCUUAUCUGGAACAGGAUGAGUACAAUAUGGAUGGAUAAUUACGGGUUUCUUGAUUUCUGGUAUGCGUGUUUUCCCCAAAAUUCCAUUUUCAGCUGACGAGUCAAGUGGCAGCAUUUCUACUGUCAGUUCGCAACUAACACGGAUCUUGGAAAUGUCCAGUACUUUGCGUUAAGAUGAGACUACUCCGCUAACGGCUGGUUUGCACACAAAAUUAGUAUGCAACUAUACGUUCAAAAACCCGUUUUCUUGCUGUAUACUUCCUACCUAUCCCUAAAUUUAGAGUAUUACUAGUGUCCUUAUCUGCUAGCAUUUUGUUUUCGGAGUCGUGUUCUGUGUGUUUGGACAACUACAGAUUAUAUGAUAUUAGAAUGUUCUUGGGAAUUUGAGGAAGGCUAUAAUCAGAUGCUAAACAGCUAACACUAGAAAGUGUGUUCAUUUGUGCGACAAAAAACUGCUGAGGAAACUGCAGGAUACCUUUGUAAUUUCUACUACUAUAGUUGGCUUUGCUUGUGGUGUUAUAAUGGAUUUUUGAUAUGUUGUUUCGUUAAUGAAAUGAUUCGUAGGUCUAUGUUCAGA
Andrographis paniculata is the source of this 1564-nucleotide messenger RNA. Its product is annotated as WUSCHEL-related homeobox 8. The coding region runs from base 211 to 1026 and encodes 271 amino acids. The transcript is spliced from 3 exons. The record is from RefSeq and is a predicted model, not a curated record. Gene Ontology annotation, molecular function: DNA-binding transcription factor activity; DNA binding. Lineage: Eukaryota; Viridiplantae; Streptophyta; Magnoliopsida; Lamiales; Acanthaceae.